AUGGCUGAGAACGGAGAGAGCAGCGGUCCCCCGCACCCCUCUCGCGGCCCUGCUGCGGCCCCAGGCUCGGCCAUUUCACAGGCCGAGCCCAAAAUCAUCAAAGUCACUGUGAAGACCCCCAAAGAGAAAGAGGAGUUCGCAGUGCCCGAGAAUAGCUCAGUCCAACAGUUUAAGGAAGCGAUUUCGAAACGCUUCAAAUCCCAAACCGACCAGCUAGUGCUGAUUUUUGCCGGAAAAAUCUUAAAAGAUCAAGAUACUUUGAUUCAGCACGGCAUCCAUGAUGGACUGACUGUUCACCUUGUCAUCAAAAGCCAGCACCGACCGCAGAGCCAGUCCACUCAGCCUAGCAAUGCUGCGGGAACUAAUACUACCACGGCAUCGACUUUCAGGAGUAACUCCACACCGAUUUCCACAAAUAGCAACCCAUUUGGGUUGGGGAGCCUGGGAGGACUUGCAAGUCUUAGCAGCCUGGGCUUGAGCUCGACCAACUUCUCUGAGCUACAGAGCCAGAUGCAGCAACAGCUCAUGUCCAGCCCUGAGAUGAUGAUUCAAAUCAUGGAAAAUCCCUUUGUUCAGAGCAUGCUCUCGAAUCCCGAUCUGAUGAGGCAACUUAUAAUGGCAAAUCCACAGAUGCAACAGUUGAUUCAGAGAAACCCAGAAAUUAGUCACCUGCUUAACAACCCAGAUAUAAUGAGGCAGACCCUCGAAAUUGCCAGGAAUCCAGCCAUGAUGCAAGAAAUGAUGAGAAAUCAAGACCUGGCUCUGAGCAAUCUCGAAAGCAUCCCAGGUGGCUACAAUGCUCUAAGGCGCAUGUACACUGACAUUCAAGAACCUAUGCUAAAUGCUGCACAAGAGCAGUUUGGGGGUAAUCCGUUUGCCUCAGUGGGGAGCAGUUCUUCCUCCGGAGAAGGUACACAGCCUUCCCGCACAGAAAAUAGAGAUCCCCUACCCAAUCCAUGGGCGCCACCACCGGCUACUCAGAGUUCUGCCACCACCAGUACCACCACAAGCAGUGGAAGUGGAUCAGGCUCCAGUAAUACUACUGGGAAUACUAUGGCUGCAGCCAAUUAUGUUGCCAGCGUCUUCAGUACCCCAGGCAUGCAGAGCCUGCUGCAACAGAUAACUGAAAACCCCCAGCUGAUCCAGAAUAUGUUGUCUGCACCCUACAUGAGAAGCAUGAUGCAGUCUCUGAGCCAGAAUCCAGAUCUGGCUGCACAGAUGAUGCUGAAUAAUCCACUGUUUGCUGCAAAUCCUCAGCUGCAGGAACAGAUGCGUCCACAACUCCCAGCUUUCCUGCAGCAGAUGCAAAAUCCAGACACACUAUCAGCCAUGUCAAACCCAAGAGCAAUGCAAGCGUUAAUGCAGAUCCAACAGGGGCUACAGACAUUAGCCACAGAAGCACCUGGCCUCAUUCCAAGCUUCACUCCAGGUGUGGGGGUGGGGAUGCUGGGAACAGCCAUAGGCCCUGUAGGCCCAGUUACUCCCAUAGGCCCCAUAGGUCCUAUAGUCCCUUUUACCCCUAUUGGGCCAAUUGGGCCCAUAGGACCUACUGGCCCUGCAGGUCCCUCUGGCCCUGCUGGCUCCAGCGGUCACACCGGGUCUGCGGUGUCUAGCUCUGCACCCAGUGAAACCACGAGUCCAACAUCAGAAUCUGGACCCAAUCAGCAGUUCAUUCAGCAAAUGGUGCAGGCUCUGGCUGGAGCAAAUCCUCCGCAGCUGCCAAAUCCAGAAGUCAGAUUUCACCAACAACUGGAACAGCUCAACGCAAUGGGGUUUUUAAACCGUGAAGCAAACUUGCAGGCCCUUAUAGCAACAGGAGGCGACAUCAAUGCAGCCAUUGAGAGGCUGCUGGGCUCUCAGCCAUCUUAAUUACAUUUCUGUACCUUGGAAAAAAAUGUAUCUUAUUUUUGAUAAUGGCUCUUAAAUCUUUAAACACACACACCCAUGCUUUACUAUUCAUUUUGAU
Molecule: messenger RNA, 1966 nt
Organism: Chrysochloris asiatica (Cape golden mole)
Lineage: Eukaryota; Metazoa; Chordata; Mammalia; Afrosoricida; Chrysochloridae
Gene: UBQLN2
Product: ubiquilin 2
Exons: 1
Coding region: 1-1869 (622 amino acids)
Biological process (GO): regulation of macroautophagy; autophagosome assembly
Cellular component (GO): cytosol
Molecular function (GO): polyubiquitin modification-dependent protein binding
Source: RefSeq, a predicted model, not a curated record